Molecule: messenger RNA, 2628 nt
Organism: Loxodonta africana (African savanna elephant)
Lineage: Eukaryota; Metazoa; Chordata; Mammalia; Proboscidea; Elephantidae
Gene: CSNK1G1
Product: casein kinase 1 gamma 1
Biological process (GO): peptidyl-serine phosphorylation; endocytosis; positive regulation of canonical Wnt signaling pathway
Cellular component (GO): nucleus; cytoplasm; plasma membrane
Molecular function (GO): ATP binding; protein serine/threonine kinase activity
Source: RefSeq, a predicted model, not a curated record
GGGCGGGGCCAGCGCUAGCGGUUCCGGUUCGGCUCCCGCUGCCCCUCCGCUCCUUUCUUCCCCCCUCCCAGCCCGCGCCUCUCCUCCCUCCCGCUCCUGGGAAAGAGAGAAGCCACCGCUGCGGGCGGGUAGAGAGCACUCGGCGCUUCCGAGAGGGGACCGCGCCCGCCGCACCUGAGCCUGGGAGCACGGCCGGACCAGGAGGACAGUUGUGAGUGCAGUACGCUUUGACUCAAUGGGGCUGAAUGGGUUGCAAAAUAUCCUCCUAUGCUUGAGAUCUACAGACUACGUGGCCCACAGGAAUUAAUCAAUGGUUUUUCAUCUCCUGGAGAUACAUUAGAAACAAAUAUGAUGCCAAAAGAACUUCUUACCUUUCUCUGACUACGGUUCAUACUUUUUUCUGUUGAAGAGAGGUAUACACACCAAGGAGACUCGUUUUGCAGAGACUCUGUCGUGUAGGAUCAUGGACCAUCCUAAUAGGGAAAAGGAUGAAAGACAACGGACAAGUAAACCCAUGGUACAAAGGAGUGCACACUGCUCCCGACCGUCUGGCUUCAACAUCCUCGGGGGUUCUUAUGGUGGGACCCAACUUCAGGGUUGGCAAGAAGAUAGGCUGUGGGAACUUCGGAGAGCUCAGAUUAGGUAAAAAUCUCUACACCAAUGAAUAUGUAGCAAUCAAACUGGAACCUAUAAAAUCACGUGCACCACAACUUCAUUUAGAAUACAGGUUUUAUAAACAGCUCGGCAGUGCAGGUGAAGGCCUCCCACAGGUGUAUUACUUUGGACCAUGUGGGAAAUACAAUGCCAUGGUGCUGGAACUUCUUGGCCCUAGCUUGGAGGACUUGUUUGACCUCUGUGACCGAACGUUUACUUUAAAGACGGUGUUAAUGAUAGCCAUCCAGUUGCUUUCUCGAAUGGAAUAUGUACACUCAAAGAAUCUCAUUUACCGAGAUGUCAAGCCAGAGAACUUCCUGAUUGGCCGGCAAGGCAAUAAGAAAGAGCACGUCAUACACAUCAUAGACUUCGGACUGGCCAAGGAAUACAUUGACCCCGAAACCAAAAAACAUAUACCUUAUAGGGAGCACAAAAGUUUAACCGGAACAGCACGAUACAUGUCUAUCAACACGCAUCUUGGCAAAGAGCAAAGCCGGCGGGAUGACUUGGAAGCCCUGGGCCAUAUGUUCAUGUAUUUCCUUCGCGGCAGCCUACCCUGGCAAGGACUCAAGGCUGAUACGUUAAAAGAGAGAUAUCAGAAGAUUGGUGACACCAAACGGAAUACUCCCAUCGAAGCUCUCUGUGAGAACUUUCCAGAGGAGAUGGCAACCUACCUUCGAUAUGUCAGGCGAUUAGACUUCUUUGAAAAACCUGACUAUGAGUAUUUACGGAACCUCUUCACGGAUCUCUUUGAAAGGAAAGGCUACACCUUUGACUACGUCUAUGAUUGGGUCGGGAGGCCUAUUCCUACCCCGGUAGGGUCAGUUCAUGUAGAUUCUGGUGCAUCUGCAAUAACUCGAGAAAGCCACACACACAGGGAUCGGCCAUCACAACAGCAGCCUCUGCGAAAUCAGACUGCAUCGUCCGAGCGCCGAGGAGAGUGGGAAGUCCAGCACAGCCGGCAGACCAAUGCCUCGUACCUGACGUCUCACUUGGCUGCAGACCGCCAUGGGGGUUCAGUGCAGGUGGUUAGCUCAACCAAUGGAGAGCUGAAUGUCGAUGACCCCACGGGAGCCCACUCCAAUGCACCAAUCACAGCUCACGCCGAGGUGGAGGUAGUGGAGGAAGCUAAGUGCUGCUGUUUCUUUAAGAGGAAACGGAAGAAGACUGCUCAGCGCCACAAGUGACCAGUGCCUCCCAGGAGUCCUCAGGCCCUGGGGACUCUGACUCAAUUGCACCUGCAGCUCCUGCCAUUUCUCAUUGGAAGGGACUCCUUUGUGGGGGAGGGUGGAGAUCCAAACCAAAAAGAAGAAAACAGAUACCCCCAAAGGAGCCAGUAUGGGCAGCCAGGGCCCAAAGGGUCAGUGGCCAUCCCCGCCUGCCUGAGGCUCUGAGCAGGUCCCAGAGCUGGUACUCCUCCACUGCUGGCCCUUGGGGCUGUCUGGUUGACUCUCCUUCCCAUUGUUUACAGUGAAGGUGUCAUUCACAAAAACUCAAGGACUACUAGUCUCGCCCCUCCCCUUAGUUUGCUCCUGGCUCUUGCCCACCCUCAACCCUCUCUGACACAAAAGCUAGUGAACAAAAGCUUUGUUUGCUGAAGGAGCUCUAGAGGCUAGGGGUGUGGCCAAGAAGGUAGGAGGAAGAUGACAGACCUGGUCUGGGAAAGACCCUUCUCCACCUACCAGGUGUGUCUGGCAGUAUGGCUUCCUCCUCCUCUGUGCCGGUGCAGCCUCCAUCCAUAGCUGCACACAAGGUACAGGUUCCCUCCUCCCCUCCUGUGAAGUUACACUGUAGGACACAAGCUGUGAGAAGUCUGCAGUCUACUGUCCCCGUGCAUUGGUCUUCUUAGCUUUCUUGAGAAGCAAACUUUGUUCUCCAGAUGGUAGUAGGACAAUGCAAAUUGGUCUAAGGAAAAAAAGAAAAAAAAACUGUAUUGCACUUUUAGUUUUGUUUUUUUAUAAACAGAAAACAUGA